This is a messenger RNA of Oncorhynchus masou masou (cherry salmon), 774 nucleotides long. Its product is annotated as synaptotagmin-17-like. The annotation marks the transcript as partial. NCBI's taxonomy places the organism in Eukaryota, Metazoa, Chordata, Actinopteri, Salmoniformes, Salmonidae. Gene Ontology annotation, biological process: regulation of dopamine secretion; regulation of calcium ion-dependent exocytosis; synaptic vesicle endocytosis. The transcript is spliced from 4 exons. Gene Ontology annotation, cellular component: plasma membrane; exocytic vesicle. Gene Ontology annotation, molecular function: calcium ion binding; clathrin binding; phosphatidylserine binding. The record is from RefSeq and is a predicted model, not a curated record.
GUGGCGCUGCCUCUGAGUGAUGUUGAUCUGGUGAAAGGUGGUCAUUGGUGGAAGGCCCUGGUACCUAGUUCUCAGAAUGAGGUAGAGCUGGGAGAGCUGCUGUUAUCACUCAACUACCUGCCCUCUGCUGGAAGACUCAACGUUGACAUCAUCAGAGCAAAGCAGCUGCUGCAGACAGACAUGUGCCAGGGAUCAGACCCGUUUGUGAAGGUUCAGCUGGUAACAGGGCUGAAGUUGGUAAAGACCAAGAAGACUUCCUGUAUGAAAGGAACCAUCGACCCCUUCUACAACGAGUCGUUCAGCUUCAGAGUCCCCCACGAAGACCUCAGCGAAGUCAGCCUGGUAUUUACAGUGUACGGCCACAACAUGAAGAGCAGUAAUGAUUUUGUGGGGAGGAUCGUGAUUGGCCAGUUCUCCACGGGUCCCCCUGAGAACUCCCACUGGCGCCACCUGUUGGCCAGUCAAAGAACUCCGGUUGAACAGUGGCACAGCCUGCGCUCACGGGCAGAGUGUGACCGCGUCUCCCCUGCAUCGCUGGAGGUCACAUGAUAGAGCUGGAGAGGGAUCAGGAGUUAGAGGUUAAGGGUCAGAGGUCAGGAGGAGAGGUAUAAGCUCAAAGUGUUGAGGUACACAGUAGGAAAGAGGAAGAGGAAAGGGGGUCAGGAUUUAGAGGUUAGAGGUCAGGGAGGUGAGAAAAGGGGGUGAGAGGAUGAGAGAGAGAGAGACAGGGAGAGGGACACAGAGAGAGAAGAGAGAGGGACACAGAGAGAAAAG